AUGAAUUCAUUUUUUUAUAGUGCAUUUGAAAGGUUAUACUAUCCAUAUAUUAUAUACGCAAUGAAUACAGGUAGUAUCUUUAGAAGAUUGAGAUCUUUGAAAUCUCAUAUCGGUGCGAGUCAAGAGGAAGGAAAGGUUGAUCGUUCCCACCAAAAGGCAGUGAAGCACGAGGAUGAAGAGGAGGAGGACGACAAGUUCUAUGAUGUCAUUGUGGUUGGUGGUGGUAUCACCGGAUCAUCGAGUGCCUACAUGCUAGCAAAGAGCGGAUUGAAAGUACUGUUGUUGGAGCAAUACGACAUGUGUCACACAAAUGCAUCGUCCCACGGUGACGGUAGAAUCAUCAGAUACAGCUACCCAGAGGACAUCUAUAUAAAACUAUCGAAACUAGCUUAUCCUCUCUGGGCACAAGCCGAGAAAGAAUCACAAGAGAAACUCAUUCACAUCACCGGUGGUAUUGACUUUGGUGGUUACCAAGAGGAAGCACUCAAACAGUUAUUAAUAGCCUAUGAUAAUAAUAAAAUAAAUUAUAGUAUAUUAAAUUAUAAAGAAGCAAAUAAAAGAUUCCCACAAUUCAAAUUCCAAAAAGAAACAUUGGUAGUUUACCAACCGGAUAGUGGUGUGGUUUUCGCUUCCAAAGCUGUUUCCACCAUGUGGAAAUUGGCGAGAAAAUAUGGUGCCACCACACUUGCCAAUAAACGUGUCGAUACAAUCACCGUUGAUUCUGAGAGUUUGGUUACGGUCAAGACAUUCGACCACAGUACCUACCAGGCAAAGAAGAUUGUGUUGGCGUGUGGAGGUUGGAUUAAUGACGUGUUGUUGCGAUCGCAACUCGAGGUGCGAGUUCCAGUCAAUGUCACACAGGAAAAGGUAUUCUACUUUGCACCGAAACCCACUACACCACCAACUAUCGACCAUUCAAUGCAUUCGUGUCCAGUGUCGAUCUACUACGCUGGCGAAUCCAUCUUUUAUACACUGCCGCAGAUUGAGGUGCGAGGAGUCAAGGUCGGACUGCAUAGAAGUGGUCCCAUUCUCGAAUCGAUGGACGGCGCCAAGAAGCCAUAUCCAGAGGAGCACACCAAGGCGGUGCGUGAGUUUGUGCACCACUACAUGCCAUCGCUCGAAAGCGAACAAGAGAUAAGCUCACUCACCUGUCACUACACAAGUGCAUUGGAUUUCAACUUUAUCAUCGACAGACAUCCAGCGCAUCGAAAUCUCAUCAUUGUAAGUCCGUGCAGCGGACACGGUUUCAAAUUUGGACCGGCCAUUGGACAACUAGUUUUGGACCUCGCCAUGGAUAUUGAACCACCCAUUCCAAUGGAAGAGUUUAGCCUAUCACGUUUCAAACAUAAACUUUACAAGAGAAUAGGUGCAUAA
Molecule: messenger RNA, 1374 nt
Organism: Heterostelium album PN500
Lineage: Eukaryota; Evosea; Eumycetozoa; Acytosteliales; Acytosteliaceae
Exons: 3
Coding region: 1-1374 (457 amino acids)
Molecular function (GO): sarcosine oxidase activity; flavin adenine dinucleotide binding
Source: RefSeq, a predicted model, not a curated record